This is a messenger RNA of Diaporthe batatas, 1533 nucleotides long. RefSeq lists its product as uncharacterized. Bases 1 to 1533 code for a protein of 510 amino acids. The transcript is spliced from 2 exons. Gene Ontology annotation, biological process: steroid metabolic process. Lineage: Eukaryota; Fungi; Ascomycota; Sordariomycetes; Diaporthales; Diaporthaceae. Gene Ontology annotation, molecular function: Delta24(24-1) sterol reductase activity; FAD binding. The record is from RefSeq and is a predicted model, not a curated record. Gene Ontology annotation, cellular component: membrane; cytoplasm.
AUGCCAUCUCUCUUCGACUGGAUCACAAAUCGAUUUGGUGGAUUUCCAGGCAGAGACCGUCAUGAUGUAGCGGUGACAAAAAUAUCAGAGAAGGUCAAGGGGUUCUACAACCAACAGAAACCCUUCCGAAUCUACCACGGGAGCACCAACACCACGCGAAAUGCAACGCGGUCGCUCAGUUGCAGCAUCGACAUCAGCGGGCUGAACAAAGUCCUCCGCGUGAGCGCCGACAAAAUGACUGCGCUGGUCGAGCCCAAUGUGCCGAUGGACGCCCUGGUCGCAGCGACGCUCAAGAAAGGCCUGAUACCACCGGUGGUCAUGGAGUUCCCCGGGAUCACGGCCGGCGGCGCCUUCGCGGGGACGGGCGGCGAGUCGAGCAGUUUCCGCUGGGGUACUUUCGACAGGAUAGUCAAAGGGGUCGAAAUCAUCCUGGGCAACGGCGACAUCGUAUGGGCGAGCGAGGAGCAGAGGUCAGACCUCUUCAACGGCUCGGCCGGGGCUUUUGGCACCCUCGGGGUCGUCACACUCCUCGAGGUGCAACUGGUCCCCGCAAAGAGCCAGCUCGUCAAGCUUCAUUACUAUCCUGUUCACAGUGCCAACGAGGCCGUCGCGAGAUUUCGAGAACACUGCGGGCCUGGAACCAGUCACCAGUGGGAUUAUGUGGAUGGCAUUAUGUUUAGCAUGAACGCUGGAGUUGUCACCGCCGGGAGCCUACUGCCAGCUGGUGGGCAAGAUAGUGCAGAUGCAUAUGCUGUCACUGCUCGGUACUCUCGGGCCAUAGACAACUGGUACUACAGCGAUGUCCAGGCCAAGCUGGAGGCGAGACCGGAGGGAUGGGUUGAUGUUGUCCCCAUCAAGGACUAUCUAUUCCGAUUCACGCGAUGGCUCCUCGACAGCUUUAUGCACACGCGAAGUCUGUUCAACAUGCUGCACGAGACCGACACUAUGAUCUAUGCCGUCAUACAGGAUCUCUGCAUCCCAGCCAAGAAGCUGGAUUUCUUCGUUGCAUUCACGAUGAUCAGUGUCAAAAUAUGGCCUCUGUGGCUCUGUCCCAUGAGGCCUAACGCUGGCCGGGGCACCUUCCAGCUUUCUUGCAGCACGGACGAGGUUAAAGAUGACCUGAAGGACGAUCUUUGGAUUAAUGUUGGGCUAUGGGGAAGGGCGCCAUCCCAAAAUAUCCAAGAGAUUGUCAAAAUCAACAGGAUGUUGGAAGGGGUGGUCAGAGGCAUCGGGGGCUACAAAUGGCUUUAUGCUCAGACCUUCUAUACCGAGGAAGAGUUCUGGGGCAUAUAUGGGAAGAAGGAUUAUGAUUCUCUGAGAGCAAAAUACAACGCUAGUCACCUCCCGGACGCGUACGAAAAGGUGAGGACAGUGAUCAACACCACAGGAGGAAAUGGCUCCGUUAGUGGCGGUGGAUGGAAGUCAGUGUGGCCCUUGGGGGCUAUCGUCGCGUUUUGCGGUGCCAUCACGGGAUUCGUCAGUAAUGAACCACUGGUGAUAUUAGUUUGGAACAUAUUGAAGCUCACAAGGUGA